Molecule: messenger RNA, 1671 nt
Organism: Durusdinium trenchii
Lineage: Eukaryota; Dinophyceae; Suessiales; Symbiodiniaceae
Source: the annotation of a GenBank genome assembly
AUGGAGUCCUCUUGGUCCCACUACAGCGUCAACUGGCUUCCCUUCGCGGAUCAGGUACUGCAAAACCCACACCAGAGCAUCCAGGAGUGCCCUGAGGGUUCCGUGGCCACCCUGGCGCAUAGCUUGCUGGCCAUGGACCAGGUGGAUCAGCAGACCACUCGCCAGAGUAUCAAGAUGAUGCACCAUGCUUUGGAAGUGCCAACGGCUGUGGAAGAGUCCGGCUGGCGUGACUACGGACUGAUGACCGCGUCGUCGCUGCUGCACUUCAUGUACCUCAAGUGGGUGAACAUCCCGCAAGACAACGACCGGCCCAAGGUGACCGAGGUCAAGAUUUGCGCCAUGCUGCGCCAUGCUGCGCUUGACUUGCCACAGGACCUCUCCUUAGACCUGGAGAUGCUGCGGCCGCCGCUGGGCUCAACGAAGGGACACCCCAUUACGGAUGUUGAAAAACUCCACUUCUACAUCGUUGGCAGGAACUUUGUGGGCGACUUUGUGACCAAAGGUGCGACCUACGGUGUCUCGUUGGGAUCCAUCAGUCAAUCAUCGGAAUCUCCGAAUCAAAAUCCAGUCGCCCCCACGACUCGGGGAUCCAUCCCCAAGUUCCACCCAAAGUCGUUGGGCGGCCAUCGCGCCAUGGCGGUGGCCGUGGUGGGCGGCGGCAUGGCGGGGGUGAGCGCUGCUCGAGUGUUGAGCCGUCAAGGACGGAUCGUGAAAGGGGUCGGAUUCCAGGUUCGUUUGUACGAGCGCAGCUCACAACUGGGCGGUCGCUUGGGACAUGCGCAGCUGGGUCCACAUCAGGUGGGCUUGGGAGCGACCUAUGUGAAGGCCAAGGAUCCUCUCUUCAAGGCGGAGAUCGCCCGGCUCCUGGACUUGGGCUUGGUCUCGGAGUGGAACGCUGGUGUCCCCCACUUUAUCGAAGCGCCCGGGAGCUUUGUGGCCAAGCCUGAGCUGAAGAGCAGCACGGACGUGUGGUACGUGGGACGACCCAACAUGAACAGCUUCGUGCGACUGGAGGACGAGGCCAUCACUCUUUGUGGCGAGGUCAAGUCGCUGAGUUGGGACAAGGCAGCCUGGCUACUGAACGGAGAAGAUGAGGUCAGUGCACUGAUCUUGGCACUUCCUGUGGCGCAGAUCAGGCCCUUGCUGGCUGGCAAUCUCGAAGAGAUUCUGCCCAAAGAAAUGCUGGACAAGGACUUUGAGAAGGGUCGGGUGGCCGUGGCGUUCGCCUUCACCGCCUCUUUGGCGCUGCCCUUCCGGCUGGCCUUCGUGAAGGAUUCGCCCAUCACCCUGGUGCUCAAUGACACCUCCCGUGCCGAGGGCGACAAGCUCUCCGCCGACUUCGCCGCGGAGAGCGGCGAAGUCUGGGUGCUGCAGACGAGCACGGAAUGGGCAGCAGAAUGUCUCAAGGAAGAACGGCCCGAAGACGAGAUUUGCCGCCAGCUCCUAGCGGAGUUCGCGCGGCUUUUGGGGGAGCUGCCGUCGGUCUCUGAACAGAAGGCCAUCCACUGGCUCUAUGGCGACGGUGAUUAUCAGCUGUCGGCGGGCUGUGCAGGUGACCCUUUGCGCCGAUUGUAUUUGUGUGGAGACUGGUGCUACAAUGGCCGUGUGGAGGGCGCCUGGAUGAGCGGAUUCAACGCCGCCUCGGCCUUGAUGGAGCUCCUGAAAGAGUGA